Paramecium pentaurelia is the source of this 983-nucleotide messenger RNA. NCBI's taxonomy places the organism in Eukaryota, Ciliophora, Oligohymenophorea, Peniculida, Parameciidae. The record is from the annotation of a GenBank genome assembly.
AAUGUUAUUAGAAAUAUUUCUAUUGUUUAUUUUUGUUGGGUUGUUAAUUGGAUUAAAGUGGUUAUUCACACCUUAUACUAAUUGGAAAAAUCAAUAAAAAACAGUUAAAAAGGAUGAUAGUAUAGUGAUUAUUUGUGAUGGAAAAGAAUACAAGUAUUCCACAUAUAAAAAUACAUCUGAUGUUUAAUUAAGCAUAAUUAUUCCAUCAUAUAAUGAAUAAAAUAGAUUAGGAAGAACAUUAGAAGCUACAUUUAAAGUAAACAUUAAUUCCAAUUUGAUUAGCACUUUAAUAAUUAUAAAUAUGAAAUAAUAAUCAUAAAUGAUGCAUCCAAAGACAAGACAUUAGAAGUAGCUAAGAAAUAUUAGAUAAAUAAUAAAAACUUUAAGAUUAUUACUUACAAUAAAAAUAGAGGAAAAGGAGGAGCAGUAAGAUUAGGAAUGUUAGCAGCAGCAGGGGAUAUUUAAUUAAUGAUGGAUGCAGAUUUAGCUACAGAUUUAAAUGAAUAUGAGAAAUUAUCAAAAGAAGUAAAUAUAUAUUACAAAAAUAUAAUAGUUAUUAAAAAUAACAUAAAAUGGAUUAGGAUUGGUAGCAGGUUCAAGAAAUCAUUUAGUGAAAGAUGUAGUUGUUUAAAGAAAAUGGUAUAGAAACUUUUUAAUGCAUUGUUCUAAUUUUAUUAUUAAUACUAUAUGUGGAGUCAGAUUAAAAGACACUCAAUGUGGAUUUAAAUUAUUUACAAAAAAUACAUCAGCAAUAUUAUUUAGAGUAUUACAUUUAGAAAGAUGGGCAUUUGAUGUAGAAUUAUUUAUGAUUGCAUAAAAAUACAAAGUUCCUGUCUCAGAAGUACCUGUAAAAUGGGAAGAUGUGGAGGGUUCUCAUUUAAAUGUAGUAGAAGCCUCAAUUUAAAUGGCCAGAGAUUUUCUAUUAGUCAGAAUUCUAUAUUUAUUAAAUAUUUGGAAUUUUAAGGAUGACAUAGGAUUAUGAU